AUGCCAUUAAGAUUGGAUGCGAAGAAGAAACUACAAACUAACAGUGAUAGGGUAAAAUGUGUUUAUUUUCAUCAAUCUGAGCCAUGGAUAUUAUCGAGUUUAUACAAUGGUACAGUAACAGUUUUUGAUUAUGAGACCCAAAAUAUUGUGAAGUCUAUUGAGGUAUCAGAACAUCCAAUACGAUGUGCUAUAUUUAUUAGUAGAAAACAGUGGAUAGUAACGUGUGGUGAUGAUUUAAUGGUUAGGGUAUAUAAUUAUAAUACAAUGAAUAAACUUACUAGCUUUGAAGCUCAUAAUGAUUUUAUCCGCCAUGCAACAGCUCAUCCUAAGCUUCCUUUACUUUUGACAUGUUCUGACGAUUUAACAAUUAAACUUUGGGAUUGGGAUAGAGAUUGGUUAAAGGUUCAAACAUAUCAGAAUCAUUCACAUUAUGUAAUGAUGGUACAGUGGAGUCCAAAAGAUAGUCAUGUUUUUGCAUCUGCUUCAUUAGAUCGUACAAUUAGAAUUUGGGGUAUCCCAUCUAAUGUAGGAACAAUUUCAAAUUCAACUGUAACAGUACCAAAUUAUACUUUAUUGGGUCAUGAUAGCGGAAUAAAUUGUUUAGCAUAUUCAUUAUCUGCAGAAAAACCAUAUAUCGCAACUUGUAGUGAUGAUAAGACAGUGAGAGUAUGGGAUUAUCAAACUAAGCAAUGUAUUCAGGUUUUGUCAGGUCAUUCAAAAGCCGUAAGAUCAGUCGUUUAUCAUCCACAACUUCCAUUAAUCUUGUCUUGCAGUGAAGAUUGUACUAUAAAGAUAUGGCAUGCUACAACAUAUAGACUAGAAUGUACAUUAAAUUAUAUGAUGGAUAGAAGUUGGUGCUUAGCAGUUUGUAAUAAUAUGGUAGCUAUAGGUUUUGAUGAAGGUACAAUGGUAAUAAAGAUAGGAUCUGAACAACCAUUAGCAACUUUAAAUAGUGGUAAGAUUAUUUUAGCAAAGGGAAAUGAGAUUUGUCAAGCAAACUUAAGGGUAAUUUCAACAGCACUUGGUACAUUAGAUUCUAAUUCAUGUGAAUGGGGGUUUGAUUACGAAGAUGGUGAGCGCAUAAUCUUACCUACAAAAGAAUUGGGGUGUAGUGAAAUUUAUCCACAAGAUAUACAAUAUCAUCCAAAUGGUCGUUUUAUUUCAAUAUGUGGUGAUGGAGAAUUUAUUAUAUAUACAACACAAGCUUUAAGAAAUAAGUGUUUUGGGAAGGCAAUAGAACUUGUUUGGUCACUAGAUGGUCAUUACUUUGCAACUAGAGAGAAUGGUGAUAGAAUUGUUUUAUAUAAUAACUUUAAGGAAUUUUUUUCAUUUAAUCCAAAUUAUUUCGUAAAUGAGAUUUUUGGUGGUCAACUUUUAGGAGUUAAAUCAUCAGAUUUUGUGUGCUUUUAUAAUUGGUCGGAAUGCAAAUUAAUUAGACGAAUUGAUGUCUCAUCUACACUAAAUAAUAUUUAUUGGGAUGAUCUAGGAAAUUAUCUAUGCCUAUCUUGCAUAGAUACAUUUUAUAUUUUGAAAUAUGAUAAAGAUAAUAUUGAAGGUAUUCUUUCAAAUCCUAGUGUAAAUUCUUCUAUAGACACUAGUGAAGGUAUUGAGACAUCUUUUGAAUUAAUCUCUGAGAUUCAAGAUAAAAUUGAGAGUGGUAUAUGGGUAUCUACAUGUUUUCUUUAUAUUACUAGUCAAUUAAGGCUCCAAAUAUGGAUGAAUGGAUAUAUUGAUAUUAUAGCGUAUUUAUCAGAAAAGAAUAUUUAUCAUAUUUUAGGAUAUGUCAAAGAACUACAAAGAGUUGUAUUAAUGGAUCGUGAAUUUAAUUGUAUUAGUUAUUCUUUAAAUUUAAAUUAUAUUGAAUAUCAGGCUUGUAUAGUCAGGAAAGAUCUUCAUACCGCAGAAGAUUUAUAUUGGAAUAAAAUUCCUAGCUAUUUACAUACUAAGAUUGCAAAAUUUCUUGAGAUACAAGGUUAUAAGGAGAAAGCACUUGAAGUAACUACAGAUUUUGAUCAGAAAUUUGAUCUGGCUUUAAAUUUAGGUAAACUAGAAUUAUGUAUUACAAUUCUCCAACAGAUAGAAGCAAAAGAAAAAGGUGAAAGAGAAGAUAUACAAGAUAUACAAAAUAAUAAAGUUGCAACUUCUUUAAACAAGCAAAGAUGGAAAAUUUUAGGUGAUAUUGCUUUAGAACAAGGUAAAUUUAGCCUUUCUAUAGCAUGCUAUAAAGAAGUAAGUGAUUUAAACUCUUUAUUAUUAAUUUAUUCAUCAAUAGGAGAUAAAAAUGGACUUGAAUAUGUUGCUGAAUUAGCUAAAGAGGAACAACAAUGGAAUGUAGCAUUUGUAUGUCACGUAUUACUAAAUGAUUCUCAAGGUUGUAUUAAUGACCUUAUUUCAGCUAAAAUGGUACCUCAUGCUGCUUUAUUUGCUAGAACAUAUAAACCAUCAAAGAUAAAUGACAUUGUUGAAUUAUGGAAUAAACAAUCCUUUAGGCCUAAUGAAAAAUUAGCAUCUCCACUGGAAGCAUCAGAAUUAUUUCUUCAUUAUAAUAUGUGCUUGGAUAUUGAAGCGAAUAUUACAAAGUAUAUUGAAGCUCCAGUUAAAUCCUGGAUUAAAAUGAAGGAAAUUCUUGAUAGUGAUAUAAUAGAAGAUUAUAUGCAAAGGGGUCCUAAUUAUAUAAUAAACUCUAUUUGGGGAGAUCAAGAUAUAUCUAUAAAAAGUGAUAUAGAUAAUGAUAAGAAUUGUCCAGAUGAGAGUAAGGAAGAUAUUGAGGACAAAUCUGUAGAGGAGUCGCUUGUUGAAUCUACAAAGGAUAUUUGUGAAGAAAACUUGCAACUUACAACAGAAUCGAAAGAAAGUAAGGGCUCUCACAAGGAGAAACAAAAAAGUUAG
Cryptosporidium muris RN66 is the source of this 2889-nucleotide messenger RNA. RefSeq names its product coatomer protein complex beta subunit protein, putative. NCBI's taxonomy places the organism in Eukaryota, Apicomplexa, Conoidasida, Eucoccidiorida, Cryptosporidiidae. The coding region runs from base 1 to 2889 and encodes 962 amino acids. The transcript has a single exon. Gene Ontology annotation, cellular component: COPI vesicle coat. The record is from RefSeq and is a predicted model, not a curated record. Gene Ontology annotation, molecular function: protein binding; structural molecule activity. Gene Ontology annotation, biological process: endoplasmic reticulum to Golgi vesicle-mediated transport; intracellular protein transport; intra-Golgi vesicle-mediated transport.